Molecule: messenger RNA, 4089 nt
Organism: Micropterus dolomieu (smallmouth bass)
Lineage: Eukaryota; Metazoa; Chordata; Actinopteri; Centrarchiformes; Centrarchidae
Gene: umodl1
Product: uromodulin-like 1
Exons: 17
Coding region: 17-3547 (1176 amino acids)
Cellular component (GO): extracellular region; cell surface
Molecular function (GO): calcium ion binding; peptidase inhibitor activity; protein binding
Source: RefSeq, a predicted model, not a curated record
GGUUGAUCUGUGAAAAAUGAGUUGGAUGCUUUCCAUCUGGGUGGCCGCGGCCCUGCUGGCUCUCUGUGGGGGACAGAACACUGUGCAUGAAGGAAAUCACCUGUCUGGCUACCAUCUCUGUAUUCACAAUGAGACAAGGAUUGUGAGUUUCCUGGUGAUGCAUGAGGUCCCCUAUACUGUGACAAAGCCUUGUGGUGGCUGGCUCCUCUGGAAGACAUGUACAGUCACACUUUACAGGAUGACCCAUCAGACUGAGUACAAGACAGUGAUGGAGCAGGUGACCAGGUGCUGCGAGGGCUACGAACAAGUCGGUCAUUACUGUGCCCUGCCUGUAAACAGGAGUGGUGAGUUCACUGCCAAGCCAGGAUCCUGUCCAACCGCAGAUGGAUUGCAUCCCGGAUCUGUGGACUGUGAGUGGGACAUGGACUGCCCAGGAUGGCAAAAAUGCUGCCAGAGAUUGGGUCGCUCUCUCUGCAUUGAUCCUGCAAGUUUAGCAAAUUAUUCUGAGAAUGGAGGGUACCGUUUGAACGCAACAGUGACAGUGAAAGCUGAUUACCAGCAACUGAUGUCCAAGGAUAGAGGAUCUUUGGAUCACACACGACUGCUACAAGCAAUGGUGACUGGAGCUCUGCAGUCUGAAGUUUCAGUUUAUUACCUCAGCUCAUGGCCUGUUCAUCCCUACAGAACUGCCACCUCACUGCUGAUCGAGUACAACUUUACUCUUUCACUGCACAAUGUCACAUCAAAGCUGCAUCUUCUCCUCAAUGACAUACAGGAGGUGUCAUAUGUAACCGUGGAAGAUGUAGAUGAGUGUGCACAGUCUGCUCUCCGUCAGUGCUCCCCUCAGGCAGACUGCCAUAACACUGUGGGCUCCUACCAUUGUGCCUGUCACCAAGGAUAUAUUGAUGUUGACCCCGGCAACCCUGGAGCCCGCUGUACAGCUGACGCCAGGGUGUCGACUACCACAGAACCCCCGCUUACCUACCUUCCACCCAUGAACGCAACCUACAGCCCAGCUUCCACCACCACACAGGACCCUCCCGGCAACAGCACCAUAGGUAUCUCCAGCUCCACUGAGCCCAAUAUGACUGCGCUGAGUAAUACAAGCUAUGUCUCUUAUAAUUCAUCACAUGCUCUGCAGUGGACAAGCUCUGCACCUUAUACCAGCAUGAGCUCAACUGUGGAGUCACCUCUGCCAACAACCACAUGCUCUCCUCCCAGCAUCACCAGUUUAUGGUCAGCUAAUGUUACUGGAACCUCCUUCUGUGUCCACUGGUCCAGCCAGUUUCAAACAAACCAGACUUACCAGGUUGUUGUAAGCAAAGGGUCAGAGGUUAUUCAUUUUGGGGUAACCAGUCAGACCACAAUGAAGGUAAGGAGACUGCACCCCGGGGUUCUCUACGACGUCACUGUGACACCUCAUGCCUGCGGCGGACAAGGAGUUGCCGUUCGUGUAUCUGUCAAGACUGAUGCUCAAACUCUUCACGCCACAACACGACUUACCAAUAUCCAGUUCACUGAUGAUCUGCAGAACACCAGCAGCCAGGCCUACAAAAACCUCACAGAGAGUAUUAUAGAGGAGAUCUACCAGUCUCUGUCUCCAGAGAUGAGGGCCAUGGUGGAUUCAGGCCAGAUGAGAAUCGAGAUCAGAAGCUUUUCUCCAGGGAGUGUGGUGGUCAACUUCACCAUCACCUUCAUCCCCAGUGAAAGCCAAGACAACAGUAAUGUAGCCACAGCUGUGCUGCACUCCCUGAUGAAUAGCACCAAAUACACUGUGGAUGAAAACAACACACACAUAAACGACUGGAAUGAAUGUGCUUCAGGGGAAAAUGACUGUUCCCAGUGGGCUACAUGUACAAACACCAAUGCCUCCUACACAUGUGUUUGCCUUGACGGAUUUAUAGACAAGACCCCAGAAAGGCCUGGACGAGCCUGUGAAGCAAUCCCUACCUCGGAGACAAUGACACCACCACUCAUACCCACAACUUUUUCUACAGUUAGAGCUACCCCUUUCUCUCAAAUAACUCCCCCUGCUCAAACUACAACCAUUUCUAGCACUGCAACCACCGCAACUGCCCCAACAACAACUAUUCCUCCUACAGCUACCCUGACUACCCCAACGGACACCGCUACCUACACGGCAGCCACCCCUAAUGCAACGACAUCCCUGAGUUUUACCCCUACAACCCUAACGGACACCGCUACCUACACGGCAGCCACCCCUAAUGCAACGACAUCCCUGAGUUUUACCCCUACAACCCUAACGGACACCGCUACCUACACGGCAGCCACCCCUAAUGCAACGAUAUCCCUGAGUUUUACCCCCACUACCCAAACAGACACCGCUACCAACAUGACAGCUACCCCUGCCGCAACAACAUCCCUGAGUUUUACCCCUACAGAACCAACGGACACCACUAUCUACGCGACAGCCACCCCUGCUGCAACGACAUCCCUGACAUUUGCCCCUACAACCACUGUUACCAACCCCACUACAACAACCUCAGCUCCUACCAGAGCAUCUACGCAAGGAGCCAUCUCAGUCCAGUGCAGGGUUCCUGCCAUCACUGUGACAGUUAGCAGGGAUUUUCUUCGGAGGGCCAAGAUCAUGGAAAGUGCCCUACACUUGGGCUUGCCGGAAUGUGGCGUUAACGGAGGCAAUGACACCCAUGCCCAGCUGACAGUAGCCUGGAAUGAGUGUGAGACUAGACUUGUGCAUAAUGAAACCUACUACACGGCAUCUGUGACCCUGUUCAACACCAUGGAUCCGUACACCUCACCCAAUGGAACUGUGGAGGUACCCAGAGUACGGCUGCAGGUUCCCAUCAUGUGUACCUACAUGAAGAGCAUGCUCACCUUAGCUGACUACAGCUCCAUGGGGUAUGACGUGAUCAAAGAUGUCGUCAUGGGCUCGGGGUCGUUCAAGGUGACGGUGCAGCUGAUGAAGGAUGCAAUGCGUCUACCCCACAACUACAGCUUGUCCCCUGAGGAGGCUGUGGUGCUGGAGGUUAGCCUCAAUACAUCAUCAGAGCAGAUUAAAGUAGUCAUCAACAAAUGCUGGGCCUCCUCUACUCCAAACCCUGCUGACAACUACAGCCACAUCUUCAUGGAGAACAGCUGUUCCCUGAACACGUACACCAAAGUGUUGAUGAACGGAAACUCCAGCACAUCUCGUGUGUCUGUUCAGAUAUUAUCCUUCGUCAACCUGAGCAUGAUCUAUCUGCACUGCCAGGUCCACGUCUGUUUAGUGAUAGGAUCGACCACUUGUGUGCCUAACUGUCUACAAAGAACAGCUCAGUCUUCAAACAGGAUUGGAACAGCUUUCGGUUCUUUCGGCCCUCUGCUGAGGUCAGGUAAAGAGCCCUUGGAGCAGGAAUACGACACUCUUCACAUAGUUGGAAUCGCCUGUCUUGGAGUCGGCGUGACGCUCCUCUUCAUCAUUGGCUUCGCCUGCCUUUUUUUCUACCAAAGGAACCGCAUUGGACACUACAACUUUAGCAUGAAGCCCAAGCAGGAGAACUUCACAUACCUUGUCUUUAACACCUAGGACUACAGGAGCACCCACAGCCAUCGUCAUAGGAAAACAUUCCGGCAGCAGCAGCAGCAUGCAUUUGGUAGGCUAUUACAGUACGGCUGCCACCAAGUGGCACUGUUGCACCACUCAUAUAUUAGUUCUCACCAAACAUUGCACAUAUUUGCACAUUAUACAAACAGUGAAGUACAGAAUAUAUUAAAAAUGAUAACUUGAUAGAGUAGUUGCAUACUGGAAUGUGAAAUAUACAGACUAUAACUAUUUAAUGAAUAUUUAACAUUAGAACAAUACCCAUUGAGUAUGGAGAAUGUUUCAGUACAUGGUUCACUUCCAAAUUUAUAAUGUAACCAUACCAGCUUGAACUGCAUAUAGUUGUGUAAAUUAUAAUUUGUAAUGUAGUGAAAUAUGCUUAAUAUACACCAUCUGCAAUACCAGUCAAGCACAGCUAGCACUUUAUUUGGUUUUAGCUGCUAUUAUCUUGUUGUAUUUGCACUGAAAUAUUCAUUCUGUUCUCACUUGUGGUGUGACAAUAAACAUGUCCUGUAUGAAUUCAGACA